AUGGCAAUCAAGUCUCUAGUCAAUGGGAUAGUAACCAAGAUAAGCUCAGUGGAAUGUGGCAAGAACCUUGAGGUUACCAACGAUGGAUUGUCAUACGACCCAAACGCACCAAAGGCAGUGGUGUUAUAUAGAUACGAAGCAACAGAGGACCAAGAGAUAACAUUGGAAGAAGGUUCACUCAUUGAUAUUAUAGAGGAGGCUAGUGAUGGUUGGUGGAAAGGAUGUACAAUCGCCAAAGUCAGAAAGGAGGGCAUAUUCCCAUUCAACUAUGUUAGAAAGUUAACGUCGGAUGAGUUUGAAGAAUGGCUACAAGGUGAUGAUGAUGAUGAGGAUGACGAACAACAACAACAACAAGUAAAACAACAGAUGUCAAAGCUACAAGUUACAGAUAACAACAGUGCAGCAGAUUCAUCUAGCUCAUCAAGUAGCCCUGCAUCAUCAUAUAUCAAACCAUCAGAGACACAUAGCACGGCGACUUCAACAUCACAAACCAACGCCGACUCAAACAUCACGGUGGCAGGAUCUCCAUCGACACCGCCACCACAAAGACUCUCAACUGCCAUCUCAUCUUCAUCGCCAGCUCAACAUGUAACAAUCAGGGAAGGAUACCUGACAAAGAAAGGACACAUUAGAAGGAACUGGAAUGUUAGGUGGUUCCAAUUAAAGAGGAAUGUAUUGACUUAUGCCAAGUCACCAAAGGAGAGUAAGGUCAGUGGCGAGCUGGUUCUUACACCAGACACUCAAGUGGACAUUGCAACCUCUAUGAAGAGGACCAAUUGUUUCCAGAUCAAAGUGCCCAAUCACAACAACACCAACAAGGAGCUACUCUUCUACUGCUCGGCACAAUCAACCGAUGACAUGGAAUCAUGGAUAGCCUGUAUUAAUCAAGCCAAAAUUGUACAUUAA
Molecule: messenger RNA, 906 nt
Organism: Acytostelium subglobosum LB1
Lineage: Eukaryota; Evosea; Eumycetozoa; Acytosteliales; Acytosteliaceae
Exons: 4
Coding region: 1-906 (301 amino acids)
Molecular function (GO): protein binding
Source: RefSeq, a predicted model, not a curated record